Closterium sp. Naga37s-1 is the source of this 183-nucleotide messenger RNA. The record is from the annotation of a GenBank genome assembly. NCBI's taxonomy places the organism in Eukaryota, Viridiplantae, Streptophyta, Zygnematophyceae, Desmidiales, Closteriaceae.
GGUGCGGCAGGGAGAGAGAGAGGAGAAAAGGGCGGGGGGGGGGGGGGGCUGAUGCUGCAAAUCCCCUCCCCCCACUGCUGCUGCAGAUCCCCUCCCCCCACUGCUGCACCCGCAGCAGGGGUGGAGGAGAAAGGGGGGGGCGGGGGGGGCUGGUGCUGCAGAUCCCCUCCUGCCUCCCUCUGA